This is a messenger RNA of Lactuca virosa, 993 nucleotides long. NCBI's taxonomy places the organism in Eukaryota, Viridiplantae, Streptophyta, Magnoliopsida, Asterales, Asteraceae. The record is from the annotation of a GenBank genome assembly.
UAAUUUGUGCAAACGUUACAGUCGCCAUUAAUCCAACUUCCACUAACGUCUGUUCAAUCUGACUGCAAAACCCUUCAAGCAAGCAUCAAAUGCAAGCUCUCAGUUGGAGCCCUCGCUUCGCCGUUGUUGUUAACAGGUCAUGCCGGAAAACCUCGAGCUUCCGAGCAUUUUCAUCAGAUUCAUCAAAUCAAUCUCGCGGCGGUCUCCCUCGAUUCUUCUCCGACGUCCUCCCUCCCUCCAAGGGUUCCGCUGUUCGUGUGCAAGGGGAUGAAUUCUGGCAUAUGACUAAAGUUCUAAGGUUGAACACAGAUGACAGGAUAGAGCUUUUUAAUGGAAAAGGAGGUCUAGUCAAAGGGUGCAUAGAAAGAGUUGACCGAACUGGAGCAGAUGUAGUGGCACUUGAAAAUCCAAAAUUAGUAUCUACAAAUACAACCCAAUGGCAUGUAUUUGCAGCUUUCGGUACUCUAAAGGGUGGUCGAUCCGACUGGCUCAUAGAAAAAUGCACGGAGCUUGGAGCAUGCAGUGUAACACCGCUUUUGACAGAACGUUCUCCUUCAAUUUCUGACAACAGAGUCGAUAGGUUGCAAAGAGUCAUUUUGGCUGCAGCUAAACAAUGUCAACGUCUACAUGAAAUGACCUUGAACCCUCCUUUAAAAGUUCGUGACCUCUUACCUAUCGUUUCACAAUCGAAACUAUCUUUUAUAGCUGCAGCUGAGGCAACACCGGUUUUGAAUGUUUUGACUUUAUCCAAACGAGAGUCUGUUGGGUCAAUCAUUGUGGGACCCGAAGGCGAUUUCACGGAAACCGAGGUGAAACUGAUUCUAGAAGCGGGAGCUACAGCAGUAGGGCUGGGCCCACAUCGCCUUCGAGUUGAAACCGCAACAAUUGCACUUUUGGCAACAACAAUGUUAUGGUCUGACACCUGGCGACUAUCUGAUUCUUAAUGUGAUUUUAGGUAACUGAUAGAGUAGAGUAGACUUUCUAUUAUGGACU